GGCAGACGGGCCAACCGCCUAGCCAAAGCAUCCAAGCCACCAGGGAAAGCCAUGACUGGAUUUGACGCUCCGGCCAGUGGCUGGCUGUUGAAGCGCUGUCCAGUCCUGGGUGAUGUCUGGCGUCGGCACUGGUGCGUGCUGGGCUUCGAUGAGGAAGAAGACACCUGGGUCUUGGAUUGCCACGCGGAGAAGUCAAGGAAGUUGGUGUACCACAUCCCCUUGGGCAUGGGUGCGCGGGUCCUGACCAAGCAGUGGCCGACAGCCCUGGCGAAACAUCAGCAGCAGCGGCCCUGCAGCUUUCUGCUGGAUUCCGGUGAGGGCCGGCUGUGUCCCUUCUUCCUCUUCGACGCAGUCAGUCAAGACAGCCUGAGCACCUGGCAGGGCGCCCUCAGCACCUGCGCCCGAGAGCUGCGCAGGAGGCUGCAGACUGAGGAGGAGAAAAACCGCACAGAGCUCAUUGCGGCCAUCUUCUCUGCGUUGGACCAAGAGGGACAAGGCAAGCUCUGGUCCGUGGAGUUUCGGCGCUAUGCGGAAUCGCUGGGCUUUGCCGGCUCGGACGCGGAGUGGAAUGGGGAGUUCAACGAGAUCUGUGAAGAUCGCGGCUGGAAGGAGGAUAGCAGCAUCACCUUGAAGCACUUCACAAAGUUUGUCAGCAAGGACGAGAAGAUGGAGAAGGAGCACCUCCAGGAGGUCUUGGAAGGUCUCAAGGGCGAGCGCGAGCUGCCCGUCUCCGACGCAUGGGCCAGGCAGAGCGUGGCCUCAAACUUGGUGAAGCUCAAGAGCAGGUCCGACAUCAUCACUGCCAUGUUCAACUGCCUUCAGAACGUUGACACAGGCCGGAUUGGCUGCUCGGAGCUGCGCCGGUACGCGGUGCUGUCUGGCUUUGAGGGUGAUGCCGACGAGUGGGCCGAGGAGUAUGAAGACCUCUGUGCGGACCAGGGCUGGAGCAAGGAUACCGGCAUCAGUCGACUGGAAUUCGCCGGGCUCAUGAAAGAUGAGCAGAUGGGUUCCGACGAGGAGCUGAAAGCCAUUUUGAUGGAGCUUCGCAUGUCCCCGAAGAAGAGGCGAACUUUCGACCAAAUGUCCCAACUCGCUGGCAAGACUGCCUCCCGCAACCGCGUGGAUGUUACGGAGCUGGACAGAUCGGCUCUAGUUGCAGAGGCCUUCCGAUGUUUGGACGUGCGGCGCAAGGAGUUGCUCACCUCCCGGGAGUUUAGGCGCUAUGCGGAGCUCACCGGCUACGACGAAGGUGAGGAGUUCUGGGAAGAGCAGUACGAAGAGCUGUGCCAAGAAUACGGAUGGACGCCAGAGGUAGGAGUGGGACUUCGGGAGUUUGAGGAGCCUUGGCGAGGCAAGGGAGCCCAAGAUGGUGCACCAACUCAGAAGCUCCCAGACCAGCCCAAGAAUAGCGGCUUCAUGCUGGCUAGGGCCUGGCACUGUUGA
Molecule: messenger RNA, 1443 nt
Organism: Effrenium voratum
Lineage: Eukaryota; Dinophyceae; Suessiales; Symbiodiniaceae
Source: the annotation of a GenBank genome assembly